This is a messenger RNA of Schizosaccharomyces cryophilus OY26, 1763 nucleotides long. Its product is annotated as TRAPP complex subunit Trs33. The coding region runs from base 102 to 812 and encodes 236 amino acids. Gene Ontology annotation, biological process: endoplasmic reticulum to Golgi vesicle-mediated transport; regulation of GTPase activity. The transcript has 4 exons. Gene Ontology annotation, cellular component: trans-Golgi network; TRAPP complex; cis-Golgi network. The record is from RefSeq and is a predicted model, not a curated record. Lineage: Eukaryota; Fungi; Ascomycota; Schizosaccharomycetes; Schizosaccharomycetales; Schizosaccharomycetaceae.
UUUAGGCCUAAAACACACUUUCUGUCAAUAGUAGCGGCAACUAGUGAGCAUGCGAAAACACCUUACUCCUAAGACUUGAAUAGAAGUGUUGAGAAUCCAAGAUGAUUGUCCAUCAGCAAUUGCCAAUGUCUGUAAACUUGGCUUCUUUUGAUUUUUUAUUGAUUGAAAUGGUGCAUAUGGCCAGACGUUUGUCUGAAAAGCAAGAAACGGCCCUUUCGAAUGAUGAGCAGAUGGAAAGAGGUUAUACUUUUUUAGAGAACAUUGGUUUCCAAGUAGGGAGAAAGCUUACAGAAAGGCUUUUAUUGACUAGAAAUCGAAUUGUGGAGAGUAUAGAUGUUAUGCGGUUUUUAUGUCGAGAAUUAUGGCCCAUAGUUUUUCGUAAACAAUUGGACAACUUGAAAACGAAUCGAAAAGGGACUUUUGUGAUUACGGACAACUAUUUUUUUUGGUUUUCUAAGAUGACAGCUGCCACCGGGACAGAAAUGAAAGAGUAUACAACUCCGUACUUGUAUUUCCCUAGUGGUUUCAUUCGAGGAGUCAUGCAUACUUUUGGGUAUCCAGUGCACGUUAUUGCUCAAUGCCCGAAUCUCCCUGCAUGCAUAUUCCAGGUUCGUUUCCCUGCACCAUCAAAUGUUUCUACUGCCGAAAGUACACCAUCCAACCCGCCAUCGGAAUCAACGCCGAGUGUUUCCCAGCAAAAUACUGGCCUUUCAAGGACAAGUGGUCGAUCUCUAUCGUCAACCACUCUGGGUCCUAAUAACACACCCUCACCAUUAAAUCCUGUGAAUUCCCCUCAUCCUGAAUCCAGUUAAACUAUACACCAACAGAUGUCGAUCACAGGACUGAAUGAAAUCGACACCUUUUAGGAAGCUGCCUCAGAAGAUAUAAAGUAUCUAGAAAGCGUUCCACUUUUCUUUACUUUACAAAGUACUCCAAAACUAUAGUCAAGGACCUCUUCCCAUUUGAUCUGAUUACCUAUUUUUUUACGAUGAUGAUGAGAUGCAUUCGUUUUAUCAUUAACUUCGCGAUUUAUGACAAUGACAUUUUUAUUCAUUAGCAUUCAAAAAUUUGUCUAUUUUCUGGUAGUUUCAAGACUGACUGGUUAGCUCGGCAAACGAAACAAUCAUCAGUGAAUAACCAUCUCCGUCCAUAUCGCCAUAGUACUCUGGUAAAAUGUAAAACCUUCUUCAUACUCUAUUUAUGCUGAACGGUUUCUUUGGUAUCAUGAAUUAAGAAAGCCACAGGACUCACGUUGAUGAAUCCUUAAUGUUACCAACUUACCUCUUAAUAAUGUGAAAGUUACAAUCCAAAAAUCUUUCCACACAGUUUUGCAAGCAUUGCUCCUCGCUUUUGUCAAGCUGGUUUCCGAUGUUGCUAACACAUUUAGGCCAGCAGGUAGAUGUAAAUUGAUGAAUUGCUAAAUUUGUAACGGUCAGCAUCCCCCUAAAAACUAUUAAAGUCUUGAUUUCGUACCUUGUUGCAACUUCACCUUUUGCUGUUCGGUUUCAAUGAAUUUUGAGAGUUCCAGCUGUUGAGUUUCGCUCAAAUCAGCAAUAGGGUUUUUAGAAGGAUCAGCCAUGGUUUUCUUAAAAAUUUAAGAAGGAAGAGAUUUCCGGAGGAUGAUGGGUUUUCUCAGGUUCUACACUUGUCUCUUGUGCGACAUUACCUGUGUUACUUGGAGAAGGUAACAAUAAAAUAAAGAAAUAGAAAAAACGAACAUUCAAGCUUUUUUUUCGCAUAAAAUUCAGAUUAAAGUAUAAACU